AUGGUAACGCUCCGUCGAAGGACAACGGUUGUGACCGGAGAACCCAAGCCGGUUGUGGAAGAAAAAAAAGCCGAGCCGGUGGUGGAAGAAAAAGGACUGUGCGGCGACGAGGUGAUGAUUCUGUCAGACGAUUCGUCCUCCGAGUGGGACGAACAAUCCUCCGAAUCGGCGGUGAAGGAUUUGCGUGGACGCUGGGAACUUGCUUCUGUUCUCAAUUUCUUGAAUGUAUUUGGACCACUUGUCUCGGAGAAAUUGAAGUUAACAGCUGAGGAGAUUGAAAUGGGUCUUAUCGAAUGCAACGCUACAAAUGCUAAGCUUCACACUGCACUUUUGAAGGGGAUACUACCGGUAAACAAAUCGCUUGACGAUGGAGGAGAUGCUUGGAUAACGGUCUUGUGUAAGAAACUCGCUCCAUGGUGGCCAUGGAUUGCUACGGGUGAAAUUCCUAUAACUGCUGCUAGCAAAGGGGAGCAAAUAUCUGAAUACAAAGGACUUGACCCUAUUACUCGACUCAAGUUUCUUAAGGCACUUUGUGAGCUUCGAGUCCAACAAGAUGGUGCUCGUAAGUAUAUUCAAGAAAAUGCCAAUGAAGGAGCCUGUGAUUCCCGUUUCUGCAAAAGGAAGUUAGGAGGAGAUGGAAAGAAGACUUCUUACUGGUUUGAUGGUAAUGACAUCCAGGGGUAUAGAUUAUAUAGGGAAGUCAAUGAAGUCUCAAAGAGUGCUAAAUCAAGGAAGAAUGCGUGCUCAGAUAUAUCUUGUUUCUGCUGGGAAACUGAAGCAACCAAUCUCGAUGAAUUUCAAAGAGUCGCUAGAGAGUUAUCAUCGAGCAAAGCUUCUUCUUUGGCUGCUGUCGGUAAGAUGAUUGAGACAGAUGCUAUACCCAUUGUUGAGAAAUAUCAUAAAAAGAAAGAAAGGGAAAUCAAAAAGAAAUUGAAGAAAGAGAUGGUCGUUAGUGUCAAUUUUACCCGUCCUAUCCGCACUACCCGUUCAUGUCGUAACCGCGUGCCUGCUACUUACACCUUUGACGAGUAUGACAAAAUGAUCGAUGAUGCUGUGGAGGAAACAAUGGAAACGGAUCAAGAUGAUGAGGAAGGAAGGAUGCAUCAAAGUGGUUCCAUGGGCUCAAACGAUGGUUCUGAAGGCGACAACAAGAUUAAGUUAACAGUUGACGAAGCACCACCUGAAAGCGACAAUGACGAUGGAAAAGAGAAUGGGAAAAGCAAGGAAGAUGUUGAGCCAAAGGGAGAGUUUAUGAGUGAACUCCGCCCUAUUCUAGUUUAA
Arabis nemorensis is the source of this 1281-nucleotide messenger RNA. The record is from the annotation of a GenBank genome assembly. NCBI's taxonomy places the organism in Eukaryota, Viridiplantae, Streptophyta, Magnoliopsida, Brassicales, Brassicaceae.